Aricia agestis (brown argus) is the source of this 650-nucleotide messenger RNA. RefSeq lists its product as uncharacterized. The transcript has 4 exons. NCBI's taxonomy places the organism in Eukaryota, Metazoa, Arthropoda, Insecta, Lepidoptera, Lycaenidae. The record is from RefSeq and is a predicted model, not a curated record. Bases 58 to 633 code for a protein of 191 amino acids.
CUCGAUCUUUAGAAAAUUCCUGUUUAAACAUCCGUUAAAGUAAAGUGUAUAAUUAUAAUGAGUGACAGUGAUUCAUCAGAUGAAGAUCUUUCACGCUUUAAAGACGUUGUAGACACUUCUUUUAUAAAAUCAUUAAAUCAACCUACUACUCAAUCACAACCAGACCAAAAACGUCCUUCUGAACGAUAUUUGGAAGUCUCAAGUCAUUAUAAUGAUGUUAAAGUACCAGACAAGCUUCAAAAGCAAAUUGGAGACAAAAUAUCAGCAAUUUUAAGUAAGACAAUUGAAUAUGUUGAUGUUCACAAUAAGUGUGAUUUAAUGGCAAGCAAAAUUGAAGGUGGUGUAAAACUAUUUAGGGACUCCAAGGGAUUUCUGUCUUGUGAAGAAAUUAACGACAAAUAUACUGAAAACCAUAACAUUAACUCAAAAAAAUUAAAAUCCCAAUCUAAAAGAAGAUUUUUAGACAAUGAAGACGAAGAAUCUAGUGAAAAUGAUAAAAUAAACUCAGUAGCUGUAAGUGGAGAGGUCAUUUUAACAGGACAAGAAACUAAGUAUUGGAAAUCUAGAAGAAAAGAAAAAGUUUACAAAUAUAAAACAAAUGGCAAAAGCAAGGCAUUGAUAGCUGUUGAUUAAAUAUUUCAUUAUGUAAA